AUAUUCAACUAAUUUCUAAAAGAGCAAAGUAGCCUAUAUAUGCAAGACUAAACCACAGAGAACCCCUAACAGUGUCUGUUACCAAAAGUCAGACUCAUGUGCUGCUUGGGUCACGUACAACACCUCCGGUUGUGAUUAACACUGCUCAUAGGUUCAGUUUUUUUUCCAGUAAAAAAUGACAGUAUGAACAUGGUUGCCAAGGUGAUCAGUGAACACCCUCUGUUCUGUUAAAAACAUUUCAGUUUACAUCACAACAUAGUAAACACAAAUCUGUACUUAUAAACUGUUUUGUAGUGCUCAGGACUAUAUUUUUAACUUCAAAUAAGGUGUUCUCAUAUGUUAUACUGUAAAGGUAUAGAUGAAAAACACAUGUAGUUUCAACAGUUUGGAUGAUAGUCCAUGUCACUUCUGUUAAAUUUAUUGCCCAAAGGACUUUGACCAAACCCUUCCUCUUUUUAUGAUCGCUUGUGACAUGGUUAAAGUAAUCCAAUCCGUUAUCAUGCAUAAGUAAGCAAAGGUCGAAGAUAGGGCCAGUGGGAACAGCACAAAACAGACAGCUAUUUUUGUGGCAAUCAUUUACUCUGAACACUGCGCUAAAAUGGAACCUGGGUGAUAUUCUGGGAUAGGAGACAUGGAGACGCGAUGUGACGGGAACAGAGGGGUGAUCCCGUUCCUGAGCUCACCACACCUCACUGGGACCCCAAAGUUUAAAAAUUUCAUCAUUCCCAGGAAGAAAAGAGCCUCUGGAAUAGCUGUGCUUGAGCCUUGUGCAAAAGAGAGCAGGGAUUAUGCUCUCAUUGAAACAACCCUACGUGACUUAAUGUUAGACCUGGUAAAGGGGACUUGCAAGUGGGGAGAUGCCAAGCUUGUGCACAAUGACGAACUACUGAGAGAAUUUGCAGAAAAAAGAUCAGAGAUGCGUUCAAAAGGUAGACAUCUUCGAGAGACUGAGGAGAGAUUCUGCUUUCUGGUUGCAUCUGAUCAAGAAACAACAGAAAUUUACCAGCAAGGCCUGAAGGUUGAGAAAACAAACCAACACUCUCUGGGAAAGCCAUCACAUGGAGUGUAUUUGUUCAGGCAUGUGGAUGUUGCCUUGAAAAAUCCAGAUAUCCAGCUGGCAGCAGGCAAAAACAUGAUCAUUUUCAAGGUGCUGUUUGGAAGAGUGAAAAAAGUAGCUCCAAGCUCGGUGGAAAGUGGCACACAGGAUCCCACCAUUGCCUUUGACUGCCAUAUGUCAAGAGACUCAGUGUCCCCUCGAGACAGUCUGCCACAGCAAAUCAUUGGUUCUUCUGUAUUUUUGUUUGACUUCAAUGAGAACCAUGAUCUGAACACAAGGCCGCGCCAAUGUUUGCCUUACGCAGUGGUUCCCAUUUUUUCUGUAAAUUUGCCUACGUCAGCAAGCAUGGCAGCAUCACCCACUGAACUGCCACCAAAGGUUCCAUUAACACCAAAGCAUGGUCCAGGAGAAAGUUUGAAGGCGUUCAUUGUGGCAGAGAGAAGGGGAAAGGGACAAAGUGCCAUGGUAACAUUCAAACAUUUUGGCACUCAAGGACCUCAUGUGACUGAACCAAUGCAUCAUGAAGCUGUAGUAGAGAGGAAAACGGACUAUCAAAACAUAGCUUCGUACUUUCCAUUUUUCCCUCAGCUUCAGGCUAUGAAUUGUUUCCAGAAUGGACCAUGGGUUGGCUUCCCACCUGUUUUGGAAAACAGCAUUCAGUAUGGAAAUACUGAGGUCCAUCAUUCAGCCUUUUUAAAUCAACAGAGCCAAAUGUCCGCUCCCAGAGUUCAAAACGAACCUUUUGAAGAGGGAGACGCAAAGAUCUCCACCAUUGUUUACUCCUCUAAGACAGUGAGAGAUCCACGAUUGUCAGGACGAGAGUUGGGCGACCCAAACAGGACUACUUCAGUGGCGCCACAAACGUUGGGUCCGAUGCCUGAGGGCAAUGUGCUGAAUGCACAAAAAGAUCUGCCAAGGUCACAAUUUCAGGGUAAUGAAUGUAGAAGUACCCCAGCUCACUUUGAAGCAUUUCCCCAAAACACAGACCAAACUUGCACUAUUGACACUGCGGUGGCAGAGAUUUCGUCGAGACAUAAACCAGAAAAAUUGCCUUCUUUAAAGCUAUUUAAAAUGAAAUUUCAGAAAUACGCUCUGUAUUUUCAAAUGACCGAGUCAGAGAGGAUACGGCAUAUUUGGUCACGGACAGAUUUGCUUUUGGAUCAGAAAAACCUGCUACUGGAAAGAAUCCAUUAUUAUGAGCAUUACUUUGAAAAGUACAAAAGAGGAUUACUAUUUUCUGGAGACAGAAGAAAAAGAGACCAAUCAGUGCCGAAGGAGAGGAGAAAUGAGAGAAAUGUUUACCCAACUGAAACUCACAUUACAAGUAAGCACAUUGACGACAAGAUGAUAAAACAAAUGUGUGCUCAACUGAGAGUACAAGAACAAUUGGAAUCUAAUUCAACUCAUAUGCAGGGUCAGUUUGACAUCUUACAGAGCAGAAAGGACAUUGCCACACCAGAGGUUGCAUCAGAACAAAUCAAACAUGUCAAAUUUGCACCCACAGCAGUACAUUUGAUUGAGAAAGAACAUAAUGCCCUUCCAAAUGGGCACACUGUCAAUAAAGAACAGACAGUCGAUGGCUCGGGAUCAAGUUCUCAAGAGCUAAAAAGCUUGCUGUUGUUAUCGCGGGUGAGUGCAAAACAUUGUGGAGAUCUAAAGAUUUCAGUGCAGGCACAGAAACAGAGGGAGAAGGCCAGAACAAUACCACAGGAUUCUCCUGAAUCAUCUGUAGAGGGUCCGGUGAUUUCUCAAUCAGUCACUGAAGCAGAGAGGAUGGAAGGCUCAGGGGAAGAGGAAGUGAAAGAGGUGUCCGUUAGGGAUCCCGAGAGAGGAGAGGUGGAACAAAGGGAAAACUUUGUUUUUGAGAAUGAAGGAGAAUUUCUGGAUGUUGGCAUGUGUAAGGAGGUAUGUACUACAAAUAAUUUGGAAAUCCUUACAGCACCCACAGUGUCACCAAACCAAGGAACAGACAUAGACCUGAGGAUAACUGACUCCAAUGAAGAAUGGAGUGAAAGGGAAACAUUUGUGAAUUUCAAAAACAGUGAAAAUGUUGAGAAUUGUCACAAUCUAAAAACAGACAAUUUAGAGGUCAGUGGUGACACAAUUUACAAGUUGUUGUAUGAGAGACUACAACUUAGUCAGCUGCUGCCAAAUUCAACCCCAACUAAUGAUAAGCCAUAUCUGAAACCUCAAUGUCUUGACCAAACCACUACAUCUAUUAACAACAAUUGUGAUUUACCGCAUGUAAAAAAGAGUGAUUGGGAAGAGCAUCCCAUGCUUGGAAUUACAAUCAAAAGUACAGUCAGAGACAUUAAUAACAUCAGAAAACCACUCACUCUGUCUCAGAGAUUUUCCCUCCUGUCAUGUUCCAAGGGAGAUCAACCGUUGUCCAGCCUUCUGAAAGACUACACGCAGGGUGAUGAAAACAAACAAUGGCUCACCGGGUCGAUAUCAAGCAAAACUGAAGAACAUAUUAGUAACUUCAACAUUAAAUUGGUCAAAUUUUUAACACAAAAAUACAAUGAGUGUCAAUUAAGGACUAGUCACUAUAAAAAAUUAAGAAAAAUGUCAGAUUUCAAAUCUACCAUCUAUCACAGGAGAUCAAAGAGGUUCACUUCAAAUACCACCCUUAAAAAGGCGUUUGAUAUAAAGAGACAAUAUUUCAAGACAUUACCAAGAGUUGACAGAAAAACAAAAUUAAACAGAACAGCUAUCCAAAAGAGAAAAGAUACUGUUUUCAGCAAAGAACCCUCCCAUACAACUGAAACCAGGAAUGAAGCUGAAUUGGAGCAAGGUGUGGACGGACUGGAGCAACGUUAUAGGAGUAAAGUAUUCAGUAGCGAUAAUGAUGCUGUUGAAAUAUCUAACUCACACACUGAAUGUGUGCCUUCAACAGCUUUAAAACAACCGACAGACCAAAGUCAAAACACUGAAGGCCAAAAUAGCAGUGAUAAUUGCAGCACUGAUAGAAACAAUUUAAGUCCUGACCCCUCUGCCAUGAGCAAAGACUCACACAAGGACGUUGUAAUGGAAGGUGCAACAAACAAAGACAAAGGUGAAGUUCUGCAGAAGGUUCAAGAUGUCACAAAGGAGAGUGGGAGUUUGGAGGAGGUCAAAUGCCUUUACAAUGAGACACCAGCUGAAAACGCAAUUUCAGCUGAUGAAUGUUUGAGUCAUAACAUUAAUUCAGAGACAGGGAUUCCAAACGAUGUAGUCUUAGAAAACAACUGUAACCACAGCGCAUCUCUUCCGCAAGAAUCGACUGCUAAUCUACAGACUCCAUUAAAUGCAAAAGAAUCAGUAGUGGACAGCAAUGUGGACAACAGUUACACUCCUUCUCUUUUUGAGCAAAAAUGUCUAUUUGACACAGACGCUCAGGAGGUCAAACUCAUAAGUAAACUGCGAAACUAUUUGACAAGAUUUGAGACUACGGUGAAAUUACAGGAACCACUGGAUGAAAUUCCACCAGAACUCUUUCAACAGUUUUUGGGUGCUCCAAAUAAGGCUGACACAGCACAAACACCACUGCCACAUGAGACACAAACCACUGAAGUGGUGAAUCCAGAAUGUAGAAUUACCGUCAAGGAACAAAUAAUUGAUCUCCCUAAUCCUGGACCCCUUGGGGACAACUUAACCAGCCAUUCAGUGACCUCAACUUGUCAGCAGAACAUUCUGCCAGCUGUUGUCAGUGAUCCAAUUACAACCAUACAAUGUGUGCCUGUUUUAGAUAAAAGCACAUUGUCACUGAUAACCCAUGGUCCCGAACCUGUUCCUAGUUUAAGUCCUGACAGCACAACCAUGUUGGGUACUGUCUUGGAGAAAGCCAUCCCAUAUCCUUUGAUUGAGCUGAGCAGACCCAAGUUACCAUCUGAACCUCAACAAAUGCAGCAAAGACCCCCUGAUGGUGAUCACCUUGUGCAAAGCACGGACAAGAUCAAUGGACAGAGUUCCAUUUCCAACAACCGGCCAGUACACAACACCAAAACUCACAGUAGACAAAAUAGUGAAGACCAUCAAGUCAAGUUUGAAAAGCUGGAAGCUACACAAGGUCAAAAACUGUACGAUAAAACAUUGAACACUACACCUUUUCAGAGACAUUUUAACACAGCGGACAUUUCAAACCUUCUAAAAGAGGCUGAUUGCGGGGGCUUAGAUGUCCUACGCUCAUUGCUAACCAAGACAAAAAUGAUGCUCCAGUAUUUCAUUUCGAACUUUGAGCGGGACCAGGGUGUUGCAGCCCGGUGUGGAAUUGUUACUCGUGACAUCAUUUUAGAUAAAUACUUACAUCAACCACCAGCCCCCUUUGACCUCAAGUAUGAAGCAUUAAAUUCCUUUUUGGAAUUGCAAAUGAUGGUGGAGGCAAAAGAAUUCAUAGAGAACAAAAUGAGUUAUCUGACUGCAAAGCAAACAUUUAGGACUCUGCUUUGGUAUGAUCCUUCUCUUCAUGGCGAAUUGUUCAAAGGCAGAGUCGGAUAUCAACAACAGUCUUGUGUCUACACCGCAUUCCAGCAAAGACUUGCAAUUGAAGGCUACAGCAAAUUACAGAAUUACUGCCUAGCAGUAACCACUCUAAAUCAGCAGCUGAAAAUGGCACCACAGACCUCAUAUUACUUGUAUCUAAAAAGCAAAAGGGAGAAGCUUGAAAUUGAGGCUGCUUUGCACAACUUUGCUUUCUGCGAUAACUUUUUUCUUUCAGUCCCAAUUAGUUCUAUUAUCAACUUUGGUGAUAAUUCAGAACAUCUAGAGAAGCUUCAGAACCGUGUGAUAUCCUUUGUGGAGACUCCUGCUGAAAAGAUGCCGGGAGACUUUGAUGUUGGGAAGGCAGAACAUCUCUCCAUUAUUUGUCGAUUUCUCCAGGAGAAAAUUAACUGUGUGAAGACCUGCAAAGUGAUCAAUAGCCAGAUUUCGUGGUUUGGAUUGGAACACCUUCUAUAUGAUGCAUCAAAGAUUUUGGUGGCAAGGGAUAUGGUACAUACCUUAUCCCAAGAUAACAUCGUAAAAUUUCAGGGUCCAAAUCUUAUUUAUGGAACUCCAAAUCCCUGGUUGCCUAUGAUGAACAGACCAACACAAAUGCCACAGAGCCAUGGUGGAACGGUGUCUGCUGGGCCGCAAAUGGACAUGAAUGGAAGCCACAUGCCUAGGACUGCGGCCGAGAAGAAACUUUAUUUAAAGAAGCGGAAAAGCAUUGGUACUAUGGAGAAGACACCCCUUGCAGUCAAAAGGAGACACAGUCAUCCUGCUACUGGACAAAAUAAUGAGCCUUCACAAAACUACAUCCAACCUCAGGUUAACCUAUUAAACCCUGUCCAGUUCCAGCCGGGGGCAUACAGUAAUAACCUGUUGAAGCAGCACGCAGCUCUCUGGAGACGAAGGACACAAGACAAUCCUCCUCCUCCUCCUCCUCCUCCCCAAACGCAAGCACCUACAGCUAUUCCCCCAGGACGACAGUCACACUCACACAUAAGGGCUUUACUAUUGGCAAAACAACAGAAGAAUAUUCCACCUCAGCAACCCUCACCAUCGUGUCCUUUACCAAACAAUCCAGCUGGUAAACUAAUGCCUCCACCAUUACCCACCAUGGUGACGCCACAGUUUCUUCCACAUGCUUUUCAGCCGACUUAUGAAGGAGUAAUCAGUCCCAUGCUGGCAAAGGACACACCCCAAAACUCAGGGGUGUCCAAAGAACUUAAAAACCCAUUCACACUGGGUCCACUUCCAUCACUGCAGCUCCCUUCAUCUUUACUUGCACCUAGACCUUCUCCACCAGCUCCUCACCCCUCAAUUCAGUUUAUGUCUAGCGCUGAUAAUGCGGCUUUUCUCCACGAACAUGCACCUUUAAACUACCCUUUCUUUGUUUUAAAUGGUUGCACAUACACAUCUGCAACUGCUGCUGUGCCAAACAAGGCAGCCCCUAAUGACACCACUCUUAAUUCUCAGAAAAGUUAGAGAAAGACUGCAAGCUUGAUGUAAUUAGGUUAAUAGAGCUAUACAGAAGCACAUUUGCACAAAUGCUUAUGUAAUACUGAGAGCCUGCUCAGAUGUUGUUUUGAGUUUUUGUACUCUCUAAGUUCCUUUUAGAAGAUUUUAGAAAUUAAUACAUAUAGUUAUUUUUUGUACAGACAAUGCCUUGUAUAUAGAAAACAUGGAACACAAGGUGAGAUAAGUACACUGGAAAUGGAAUCUGUUUACUGUAUCCAUAUGCUGUAAAUGUUCUAUGCCAUUGAUGUAUUUAUUUAUUUAUACCUGCGAUACAGAUUUGAAAUAAUAAAGUGUUGUUGUUUGCAAUUUAAAGUACCAUUUCAAUUAAAACAUUCCUGUUUGUAUAAUGUGAAAUGUCCAUAAAGUCUGCUUGGUUGUUUACAUUUA
Molecule: messenger RNA, 7423 nt
Organism: Alosa sapidissima (American shad)
Lineage: Eukaryota; Metazoa; Chordata; Actinopteri; Clupeiformes; Clupeidae
Exons: 9
Coding region: 632-7003 (2123 amino acids)
Biological process (GO): male meiotic nuclear division; regulation of double-strand break repair via homologous recombination; homologous chromosome pairing at meiosis
Cellular component (GO): nucleus
Source: RefSeq, a predicted model, not a curated record